This is a messenger RNA of Eutrema salsugineum, 2315 nucleotides long. Its product is annotated as 1-deoxy-D-xylulose-5-phosphate synthase, chloroplastic. Lineage: Eukaryota; Viridiplantae; Streptophyta; Magnoliopsida; Brassicales; Brassicaceae. The record is from RefSeq and is a predicted model, not a curated record. Gene Ontology annotation, cellular component: chloroplast. Gene Ontology annotation, biological process: terpenoid biosynthetic process; chlorophyll biosynthetic process. Gene Ontology annotation, molecular function: 1-deoxy-D-xylulose-5-phosphate synthase activity.
CAUUAAUCACCAUCAUCAUACGUGUAACCUUUCGUUCUUCUUGUUAGUCUUGAGCAAAAAUUCUCAAAUGACUCUCUCUGCAUUUGGAUUUCCUUUUUACUUAAGUAGAGAAACUUCCAUAGAUUAUUGCAAAUCCACUUCUUUAUCUUCUUCUCAAUCUUUGGCUACAUAUCUUACAUCACUAUGCCGGAGAAGUACCAUUUCUCUUUCAAAAAUAAGGACAAGAGUAAAUGGCUCACUUGUAGAGAAGGGUGAAUAUGAUUCCAUUAGACCACCAACUCCUAUAUUAGACACAAUCAACCAUCCAAUUCACAUGAAAAAUUUGUCCAUCAAGGAACUCAAAGUUCUUUCGGACGAGCUUAGGUCUGAUAUUAUCUUUCAUGUUUCUAAAACCGGGGGACAUUUAGGUUCCAAUCUCGGUGUUGUUGAGCUUACAGUGGCUCUUCAUUACAUCUUCAAUACUCCUCAUGAUAAGAUCCUUUGGGAUGUUGGUCAUCAGAUCCUAACGGGGAGAAGAGAAAAGAUGAAGACACUGAGACAAACCAAUGGCCUGUCCGGUUUCACCAAGCGAGGAGAGAGUGAGCAUGAUUCCUUUGGCACUGGACAUAGUUCAACCACAAUAUCUGCUGGCUUAGGGAUGGCUGUGGGAAGGGACUUGAAGGGUAGGAAUAACAACGUGGUUGCAGUUAUAGGCGAUGGUGCCAUGACAGCUGGACAAGCUUAUGAAGCCAUGAACAAUGCUGGCUACAUUGACUCUGACAUGAUUGUGAUUCUCAAUGAAAACAAGCAAGUCUCUCUGCCUACUGCUAACUUGGAUGGACCAACUCCACCUGUUGGAGCUCUGAGUAGUGCUCUUAGUAAGUUACAGCCUAAACGUCCUCUUAGGGAACUGAGAGAAGCUGCAAAGGGCGUGACAAAGAAAAUUGGGGGAUCAAUGCACCAACUAGCUUCAAAAGUAGAUGAAUAUGCUCGUAGAGUGAUUAGUGGAACCGGUUCAACACUAUUUGAAGAACUUGGUCUCUACUAUAUUGGUCCAGUUGAUGGACACGACAUAGAUGAUUUGGUCACCAUUCUCAAAGAAGUAAAGAGAACCAGAACCAUAGGACCGGUUCUCGUGACUGAGAAAGGUCGUGGAUAUCCUUACGCAGAGAAAGCUGAUGAUAAGUAUCAUGUCGUUGUGAAAUUUGAUCCAGCAACAGGUAAACAGUUUAAAAACAUUGGUGAGACUCAGUCUUACUCUACAUAUUUUGCCGAGGCCUUGAUUGCAGAAGCAGAGGAAGACAAAAAUGUGGUUGCUAUUCAUGCAGCUAUGGGAGGUGGGACUGGUUUAAAUCUCUUCCAACGCCGUUUCCCUACAAGGUGUUUCGAUGUCGGUAUAGCAGAACAACAUGCAGUUACUUUCGCUGCUGGUCUUGCCUGUGAAGGCCUUAAGCCAUUUUGUGCAAUCAACUCGUCUUUCAUGCAACGAGCUUAUGACCAAGUUGUACACGAUGUUGAUUUACAGAAACUACCUGUGAGAUUUGCGAUAGACAGAGCAGGACUUGUGGGAGCAGAUGGUCCAACGCAUUGUGGAGCAUUUGAUGUGAUGUUUAUGGCUUGUCUUCCAAACAUGAUAGUGAUGGCUCCAUCUGAUGAAGCAGAGCUUUUUAACAUGGUUGCAACCGCUGCAGCUAUAGAUGACCGUCCUUCUUGCUUCCGAUAUCCUAGAAGAAACGGUAUUGGCGUUUCACUUCCUCAUGGAAACAAAGGUGUCCCUCUUCAGAUUGGAAAAGGUAGGAUACUAAGGGAAGGAGAGAGGGUUGCACUCUUAGGAUACGGAUCAGCUAUUCAGAAUUGUUUAGAGGCUUCUUCUAUACUUGAUAAACGCGGAUUAAAGAUAACUGUAGCGGAUGCAAGAUUUUGCAAGCCGUUAGAUAUUGCUCUCAUUCGCAACUUAGCUAAAUCUCAUGAGCUUUUGAUCACGGUUGAAGAAGGAUCUAUUGGAGGGUUUGGAUCCCAUGUGGUACAGUUUCUAGCUCUUGAUGGCCUUCUUGAUGGGAAACUCAAGUGGAGACCAAUGGUACUACCUGAUCGGUAUAUCGAGCACGGAUCACCACUGGAUCAACUAGCUGAAGCUGGCCUCACAGCUUCUCACAUUGCAGCCACCGUACUUAACUUAAUCGGGACACCUAGAGAAGCCUUGUUUUGGGAGUAAUGAGAUCUCCAAUAGGUGGCUAGUACACACACGCACACACAAAGAUUCUUAAAUUCUACAUGAGUAAAAUAGAGUGCUCUAUACACGGGAUGCAACAGAUAUAAUCGAUUAUAAAUGUUCA